AUGGAGUCUCCCAGCAAGUCCGAGAAGCUCGUGUCUGACGACCAGGUCGAGCUGGGCCACGACGGUAUGCCCGAGGAGAUCUGGGACGACAUGGUCAAGAACGAACGCAACAUUUUCUUCUCGCUCAUGUUCCUCAACGGCUCGGUGCUCUGGGCCUACUACUCGUGUCUGAGUGCGCAGGACUUCUACACGGUCGAGUUCGCUGAUUCGGGUCUGGAUUUCUCCUUCUUAACCACGCUCUGUACGUCGUGGCCCAUGGUCAUCGGCCAGGCCAUCCAAAUGAUCUGGGGGCUAGACAAGAAGCUCACCCAGGAGUUCCGCGUGCGCGUCGGCUACGGCAUCUUUAUCCUCAUGGCCAUUCUCAUUAUGAUCUUCAGUGCCAUCAACUUCUCUAACCAAAAGACUGGUGCCAUCCUCGUGCUCAUCUGCUUCGGGUGUGUCGGCUUCGGUAACACGCUCUCGGAGUCGACGUACUACACGAUUGCGGCGUUGUUUCCGGUCCCCAAGUUCUCGCAGGCCGUGCAAAUCGGUAACGGUACGGCCGGUAUCCUCAACAUUUCGUUGGCUACGCUGCUACGUCUCGCUGUCGGCGGUGUCCACCAGACCAGCAGCUCUACCAAGCUGGCUUUCUACCUCUUCUUCGGUAUCCUCAUCGUGGUACUUAUCGUCGCACUGUUCGUCUACCGCCGCCUUACGAACCUACCGAGUGUUAAAUUCCUAUUGGAACGUAAUGCUGCGUCGGCCAAGGAGGAGAACCUCACGACCCAGUCGGUGAGUAAGACGCUGAGCAACCUGUGGCGCAUCUUUGCUAUUAUUUGGAUGCCUGCCGUCGCCCAGUUCCUCGUCUUCUUCGUGUCCCUAUCGGUAUUCCCUGGCUUCGGGUGCGCUGCAUCACGUAACCUGGCCCCUCCCUAUUCGGAUGACACGCACACCGUAACCAGUAUCUGGUACUGUGCUCCUGGUAUUGUGGGAUCGUACAACUACGGUGAUUUCUUCGGCCGUAUCCUCACCGGCGCUGCCGUGUACAAGCUACUCAACAGCGAGUGGUGCUUCGGUCUGUCUAUCCUACGUCUGGGCUUCAUCCCGCUGCUGCUUAUGGGCGUGGCCGGCACGUCGCUCUACUCGUUCGGUCGUGACGACAUGGGCGCUAUCGCCUACAACAUUAUCCUCAACCUGCUCAUCGGACUGUCCAACGGCUUCCUGUCGACCGUGACCAUGGGCGUAGGCCCGCGUCUCCUUAACCCCGAGGACCGUGAGUCUGGCGGUGCUGUUAUGUUUACGUAA
This is a messenger RNA of Phytophthora nicotianae INRA-310, 1284 nucleotides long. RefSeq lists its product as hypothetical. Gene Ontology annotation, molecular function: nucleoside transmembrane transporter activity. The record is from RefSeq and is a predicted model, not a curated record. NCBI's taxonomy places the organism in Eukaryota, Oomycota, Peronosporomycetes, Peronosporales, Peronosporaceae. Gene Ontology annotation, biological process: nucleoside transmembrane transport. Gene Ontology annotation, cellular component: plasma membrane. The transcript is spliced from 2 exons. The coding region runs from base 1 to 1284 and encodes 427 amino acids.